UUCAGAUCAACUUCUAUGCAGGAAGUAGGAGAAAAUGAAACAGAAGUGACUGAAUUUAUCCUCAUUGGCUGGUCAGGACGACCCAAGGAAAGGAUGACUCUAAUGGUUUUCUUGAUAAUUGCUUAUGCAGUAACCAUAGUUGGAAAUGGACUCAUUGUGUUAGUGGUUGUAUCUGAUCCGCGGCUCCACAACCCCAUGUAUUUCUUCCUCUGUAAUUUGUCUAUCCUCGAUCUCUGCCUCAUAACAAUUGCAGUACCACAAUCCAUAGCCAACUGUUUAGAGGACCGCCCUGUCAUGUCUCUUCCUUUGUGCUUCACCCAGCUCUAUGGUGGUUUAUGCUUUGGAGCAACUGAAUGUUUACUCCUGGCUGUCAUGGCUUAUGAUCGUUAUGUUGCUAUCUCCAACCCACUGCGCUACACACUCAUCAUGAAUAUGAGGGUUUGUAUUGUGUUAGCCACCACGACAUGGACUACGGCCUUUAUGCUUACUGUUGUGCCCUGUCUUGCUAAACCAGCUAGAUUCUGUGGAAACAACAAAGUUGACCAUUUGUCAUGUGAAUUUAAAUCUGUAUUUAAACUCAUUUGUACAGAUACAUCUUUGAGCCAAAUAAGCAUUUACUUUACUAGCAGCUUUACCUUAGUUUUCCCUCUAAGCUUCAUCCUUUUUUCCUAUUUACGCAUUCUAGUGGCCAUCCUGAGGAUGCAUUCUGAAGGAGGCAGGAUGAAGGCUUUUUCCACAUGUGGGUCCCAUCUUGCAGUGGUGUCCAUGUUCUAUGGCACUGCUAUCUUUUCCUAUCUUCUUCCUCAGACAAAGGGAGUCAGUGACAUUGAAAAAAUAGUAUCUAUAUUUUACGGCGUGGUGACACCGAUGUUGAACCCUUUAAUUUAUACCCUCAGAAAUCAAGAAGUCAUGGGAGCAUUAAAAAGACUGCUGAAUAAAAAAGGUGUCACAUAACAUGUGAUGCAUAUCAGUAGCUAUAUGCUUUCCUU
This is a messenger RNA of Heteronotia binoei (common prickly gecko), 989 nucleotides long. RefSeq names its product olfactory receptor 13H1-like. The transcript has a single exon. Gene Ontology annotation, cellular component: membrane. The record is from RefSeq and is a predicted model, not a curated record. Gene Ontology annotation, biological process: G protein-coupled receptor signaling pathway. The coding region runs from base 16 to 954 and encodes 312 amino acids. Lineage: Eukaryota; Metazoa; Chordata; Lepidosauria; Squamata; Gekkonidae. Gene Ontology annotation, molecular function: olfactory receptor activity; G protein-coupled receptor activity.